Molecule: messenger RNA, 1611 nt
Organism: Galdieria sulphuraria
Lineage: Eukaryota; Rhodophyta; Bangiophyceae; Galdieriales; Galdieriaceae
Product: kinesin family member
Exons: 3
Coding region: 64-1509 (481 amino acids)
Biological process (GO): microtubule-based movement
Molecular function (GO): ATP binding; microtubule binding; microtubule motor activity
Source: RefSeq, a predicted model, not a curated record
UGUGUGGGAAAGUUUGUACAAUUUUCGUUGGCGCCCAAUUCGAGUAAUCGAUUUCAAACACAUAUGAAUGUAAGUUCUUGUGAUGGCUUUGCUACUUCAGUGCACCAGUUGGAGAACUUUUUAAGUGACUGGACAAGAUAUAUUGAAGAACUCUCAUUAAAAGAUGGCCCGAAUAGCGACAAUCAGUUAUGCUUGAAACAAGAAAACGACUCUCUCAAGGAAAAGUUGGCAAGCUUGCAAAGGUCUCUCGAUUUCCAAAAAGAGGAGUUUGCGAGUCUUUUGGAUUACAGCGAAAAGUUGGAACGACUGGUAGAACAAAAGGGAGCAGUGUUGCCAAACCUAUCAUCUUGUAGUGUACCAAUGGAGUCCAUUCCAAGCGCUCAUAGGCCACUUCUUCAACAUAAAGGUAUGCUCCAGUCGUGGAAGGAAGAAUUAAAAGCAUUGAGAAAUGACUUUGCAACAUCACUUCAAAAUAUGCACGUUUAUUUGUAUCAUCAACUUUGCAGUUUGACAGACACAUUCCAUGUCCAACAUAGAGAGUGGACCAAAUGCAGACAAGAAAAUUGUCGACUGCGUCGUUAUAUUCAAGAAUGGAAGGGAAACCUUCGUGUAGUUGCUCGUAUUCGUCCAUCACUGACAGGAAAAGAUUGUACUCCGUUGCUUGGUUUUGUAGGAGAUGAUAUGAUUACAUGUCAACCUUUCCAUUCGAAUCCUUUGUCAUUCACUUUUGAUCAGAUCUUUCCUCCUCAUCUGCCACAGGACUUUUUAUAUGAAGAAUUGCAGCCUAUAGUUGGCAGCAUUUUGGAUGGCUUCCAUAGUUGUAUUAUGGCUUAUGGACCCACUGGCUCUGGGAAGACUUUUACCGUUUUUGGGUCAGAUGGGAAAAGUGGAGUUGUGGAAUUAGCUAUUCGAACAAUAUUUACACAAAUACAGGAGAAUAAUAACUUGGCCCUAGUUCCAACUAUCAGCAUGUUGGAAAUAUACAACGAAACUGUGCGUGACUUGCUAAGUGAUGAUCCACUGGCCAGUUUGGACGUUCGUGAAGAUACUGUAACUGGAGAUGUAUUUGCAAAAGGUGCGAUCGAAAUGGAAAUGAACCAUUAUUCUGAUGCUUUGAGAAUUGUUCAGUCUGGCCUUGAUUUUCGUAGUACUAGUGAAACUCUGUUGAAUAUUUCCAGUUCUCGAAGUCAUUUGUUAUGUGUAUUGAAAUUGCGUGGAGGCCCUGAAAAUACAGGAACCUUGUACAUUGCUGACUUGGCAGGAAGUGAACGAGUCACACAUUCUCAUGUUCAGGGUGAACGAUUGGAUGAAACCAAACACAUCAAUCGUUCAUUGUCAUGUUUAGCUGAUGUAUUUUCAGCUUUACGAAGUCAACAAGCACACAUUCCUUAUCGUAAUUCUCGUUUGACGUUUUUGUUGCGACCUGCACUUUCCAAAAGUGGAAAAGCAAUGCUCAUCAUUCAUGUCAGGUAUGUUGUGGAUUUUAAUAAUUUGUGGCCAUUUUCAUGAAUAAUCGACAUGUGAAUGAACUUUAGUCCGGAAGAAGAAGAGCUUUCUGAAACUAUUCAAACUUUGCGUUUCGGACAACGGGCAAGAGAUAUCGAACUAAGA